ACCAUGGUUUCCUUAAAAAAAAGUCAUUUGUUGUUUCAUUUUCAGAUAUUUUCCGAUGAUUCACUUACUUGUUAACGUCAUUGUCUUUUGUCUAUAUACGUCAGUAAUUUAUUUAUGCAGUAGCCAAGGAACAAUAAAUCCGCCAGAAAAUGUUUCGGCUGUCCUAGCAUUCGGGGACUCCUUCCUUGAUACUGGGAAUAAUAACUACAUCAUAACACCGGGCAAGGCAAACUUUCUUCCAUAUGGAAAGGAUUUUAUGGGUGGAAAACCAACCGGAAGGUUCUCCAAUGGGAAAAACAUAGCCGAUUUUUUCGCCGAAGGAUUAGGAGUGAAGGAAUAUCUUCCAGCAUAUCUGGACCCUUCCUUACAAGACAAUGAUCUUCUGACGGGUGUAAGUUUUGCUUCCGGUGGCUCUGGAUACGAUCCACUAACAACCAACAUAUCGUCUGCUAUACCAAUGCUGGACCAACUAAAUUUGUUGAAACAAUAUAUUGGGAAUCUUACAAGGAUAGUUGGGGAAGAAGCUGUGAUGAAUAUAAUGAAAAAUAGUGUAUCAUUGGUAUGUGCAAGCACAAACGAUCUUAUUAUAUCCCUUCCGGCAAGAAGCUUAGAAUAUGAUGUCCCUACUUAUGAUCGCAUGCUGGUAAACUUGACCUUGAAUUUUAUACAGGAACUAUACAAACUGGGAACACGAAAGAUAGCUGUCUUUGGUGCACCCCCUACCGGAUGUCUUCCUGCAGAGAGAACAUUAUUUGGAGGUGUACUUAGAAUGUGCGUCCAGAAGCAAAAUGAAGCAGCACAAUUGUACAGCAACAUGCUAAAAGAACAGCUCCCAGUUCUUGCAAGUAGUCUUCCUGAAUCAAGGAUUGCUUUUGUCGAUUUCUAUAAUCCUCUAAUAAACGUCAUCAAUAACCCUCAGCAAUACGGGUUGCAAGUAACUGAUAGAGGCUGUUGCGGAACUGGUUUGCUAGAGGUGGUUUUUUUAUGUAACAAACUUAGCCCAACGUGCCCAGACGACUCUAAAUAUUUCUUUUGGGAUAGCAUCCACCUAUCAGAGAUUGGAUGUAACAUCUUUGUUAAUCAGAGUCUACCGGGUUUGGUGGAUAAUUUGUUCUAGUAUAAUCAAUGUUUGACGGGUGAUAUAAAUUGCUAGUGUGGAGAUAAUACACCAUGUCACAUAAUUAAAUAAAACAAUGGAAAUGUAUCCACAUCUAAAUCUGAUUAAUGUAA
Lactuca virosa is the source of this 1230-nucleotide messenger RNA. Lineage: Eukaryota; Viridiplantae; Streptophyta; Magnoliopsida; Asterales; Asteraceae. The record is from the annotation of a GenBank genome assembly.